AUGAGAAAAGUAAAUUCUGGACCCAAAACCACCGACGCUUAUCUUGGUCUUUUAUACGCAAUGGAAGAUUUAGCUGUAUAUGGCUACUUGACUAAUACACGGGUGAAAUUUGUAAUAGUGCUAGCAGUUCCAGAUGCCAUAAUCAGAGACCUUGAGAUGAAAAACGUAUGA
Messenger RNA from Ambispora gerdemannii, 171 nucleotides. Lineage: Eukaryota; Fungi; Glomeromycota; Glomeromycetes; Archaeosporales; Ambisporaceae. The record is from the annotation of a GenBank genome assembly.